AUGGGGUCAUCAUCAUCAUCAUCAUCAUCAUCAUCAUCAUCAUCAUCAUCUGAGAGUAGUCUUCUCAUUAAAAUAGCAGCCUUCUUUGGUGCUACAGGCGUUGGAUUGGGAGCCAUUGGAGCUCAUGCACUCAAAGCCACCCUCACCAAACGAGGCACCUUGGAAAGUUGGCACAUGGCGACUCACUACCAAUUGGCUCAUGCGGUAGCUUUACUGGGAUUUGCUGCCAAUAGUGACAAGAUAUCACCAACCGCUGGAAAGUUAUUGGCGAUUGGAACCACCAUGUUUUCGGGAUCUAUUUAUGGUUUGUCGUUGGGAAUUGGUCCAAAAGCCAUAUUGGGGCCCACCACACCGAUUGGUGGAUUAUUGAUGAUCAGUGGCUGGGCCAUGGUUGGAUUUACAUUGGAUUCCAAGUCCAAGGAUAACUAG
Cylindrotheca closterium is the source of this 429-nucleotide messenger RNA. Lineage: Eukaryota; Bacillariophyta; Bacillariophyceae; Bacillariales; Bacillariaceae. The record is from the annotation of a GenBank genome assembly.